This is a messenger RNA of Echinostoma caproni, 729 nucleotides long. The record is from the annotation of a GenBank genome assembly. NCBI's taxonomy places the organism in Eukaryota, Metazoa, Platyhelminthes, Trematoda, Plagiorchiida, Echinostomatidae.
AUGGACUCAUUAACAGACCCGAAAGUUCAUUCUGACGAGCCAGAGGCUCUGGAUGAUGCUCGCACAAAUCCCAAACACAGCUACCUUUUGUUAACACGAGAUGAUUCUACCAUGAUUUUGGAAGUCAGUCAUGAGAUUGUAGAAUUAGAAGUUAGCGGGUUCAACACGACCGAAAUGACGGUGGCUGCAAUCAAUCUGGGUGGUGAAUAUAUCAAACAGUUGAGCAGAUCAGCUGAAAAGCAAUCAGUCGAGGUGGGCGGAGAUUCGGCUGCUGAGACUCGAUCAGAUAGACAUAAACCAACAACGAAUCCGAACGAAACCCGUGUCAAACGGUUGCGUGCUGGGUAUGAGUACCCCUAUAUUUUACAGGUUUCGCCAACUUCACUCCGUCUGUUAGAUGGCCCCAAACUGCUUGAAUUCAUUCAGGUUACAUUGGAGUGGCGUAUUCAUCUAGCUAGUGCUGCCGACCCGUUUGUGCUCUUAUGCACUGAGGAUGACGAACUGUUCCUCGUCCGACUUCGAGACCCGCACGAGGUAGAGAUGGUCCUGUCCACAGUUCGUGCUCCUUCCAAAAAACCUUGGUUUUUGGAUCUGCGUUCCACUCCGGACACAUUCGAGACGGGUCUGUUCGGCGCGAGUAAUCCAAAUUCGUCUACGCCACACUUGGAAAUAUUUCGUCCUAAAGUGAGACAAGUGAGUGCAAAACUAUACUUUUCGGAUUACAUCUAG